AUGGACUCCAACCAUCCUACAGUUCUCCUUUUCGGAGACGUCACAGACCCAUGGGUUGACGGCAUCGAUUAUGUCUACAGUCAAGCCGCAACCAGACCAUGGCUUCGGUCCUUCCUGGGUGACCUCUUCUCGGGCCUGAAGGCAGAGAUUAGGACCAUGGACCGAACAUUGCAAGACAGUUUUAGGGAUUGCUCCAGUUUCCAAGAGCUCGCUGAACGAUAUCGACGUACCGGCGACGAUUUUGGGAUGGCGCAUGCCAUGCUGAUUUAUGCCAUCAGAGCCGUGGUUUUACUAGAGACCAUCAGCGGCGAACCACAAUUACUAGACCCGAGCCGGCCCAGACUGGAGUUGAUGGGUGUAUCCGGAGGUCUAUUCAGUGCUGCAGUCGUCUCAAUCGCGACGAAUUUCACGACACUUUAUGACACAUGUCUCGAGGCGGGUCGGGUGUGGGCAAGACUCUGCAACUUCACUUUGGUGAAAUCAAGAGCCAUGGAGGAGCGCCCUGGAACCUGGGGUUGGGCUGUCCUUGGAAUCCAGGCUGAAGAGCUAGGUAAAACCCUGGAGCAGUUCCAAAAUUCAAUGGGAGUUCCGUCUGCCAAAAGAGCCAGGGUUGGUGUCACUGGAGACAAAUGGAGCACCGUCAUCGGACCGCCUUCUAUCUUGGAGCUCGUCUUGAACGAAUGCCCUAGACUGAAGAAACUUCCAAAGAACGAGCUCAAUAUCCAUGCUCUUCAGCACACCCUAGACAUCUCCGAGGCCGAUAUUGACUAUAUUGUCGGGAGUUCCCCACUUCUAAAUACACCUUUACCCCGGGGGUAUAGGAUAUACGGCCUGGAUGAGGGUCAUCCUGAGGCUACUUACUCCAGCUGGGGCCAUCUGUUGAGGGCUUCUGCAUCACAGACUUUGGCACGGCCUUUGAGCAUUGUCCAAGCUGUCAGCAAGCUCAACGCCAAUCUGGGGACAUCACAGCAUGUUGAUUUCAAGAUCAUGGGUCCCAGCAGCCACGCCGCAUAUAUUGUCAAGGUUCUACAAACUGCCGGAAGGGAAGUUUCUCUUCAUGAUGAUAUAUCCACCAAAGCGCCGACCCCAGAGAGUCGAGACGGGAUCGCCAUCAUCGGCAUGGCAGGAAAAGGACCCGGCAGCGAUGACCUCGACGAAUUCUGGGAGGUGAUCUUGAAAGGGCUUGAUCUCCAUCAAGAGGUCCCCUCCGAUCGCUAUGACUUGGAUGAAUACUACAGCCCCAAGCAUCCCCCGGCCGGUCCAGGAAAAUGCACCAUGACCUGCAAGCACGGCUGCUUUAUGAAUAACCCCGGACACUUCGAUUCGAAAUUCUUCCACAUCUCACCCCGAGAAGCUUUGUUAAUGGACCCCGCUCAUCGAUUGUUCCUUAUGAACGCUUAUGAGGCCCUCGAAAUGGCCGGGUAUUCCGAUGGCCAAACCAAAUCGACGGAUCCGACCAAGAUCGCGACCUUCUUCGGUCAAUGUAAUGAUGAUUGGCAUGUCGUUGGUCAUCGAACAUUGGGAUGUGAUGCCUACACCUUACAGGCAGUACAACGUGCAUUCGGACCGGGUCGACUGGCCUUCCAGUUCAACUGGGAGGGGCCGACUUAUGCCCUCGAUUCUGCGUGUGCAGCGACCAGUUCCUGCAUCCAUCUUGCCUGCAUGAGUCUGAUGACUAGAGAUAUCGAUAUGGCCGUCUCAGGAGCGGCCAACGUGCUGUCCACCCCGCAUUCAUUCACCAGUUUGAGUCGAUCGGGCGUCUUGUCCGACUCUGGGAACUGCAAGACGUAUCGCGAUGACGCCGAUGGGUACUGUCGCGCCGACUUCAGUGGUGCAGUGGUGCUGAAACGACUUGACGAUGCCAUUGCUCACAACGACAAUAUCCUGGCGGUCAUCUCAUCCUCGGCCAGAAACCAUUCGGGCAAUUCUACAUCCAUCACUACAUCUGAUGCUGCCGCCCAAGAACGAUUGUUCCAUAAGGUCCUUCGAAAUGCACGGGUGACCCCCGAGGAUAUCUCCUAUGUUGAGAUGCAUGGUACGGGUACCCAGGUUGGCGAUAAAGCCGAAAUGGGCGCGGUUUCGAGUGUCUUUUCGAAACGGCGUGAUGGAGAACUUCUGCCGGUGGGAGCUAUCAAGGCAAAUAUCGGCCACAGUGAAGCAGUGAGAAUGUCUUCCCUGCUCAAGAGCAUCCUCAUGUUUCAAAAGGGAACCAUACCACCACAGGCCGGGAUGCCUCAUACCCUCAACCCCAAUUUUCCACCCCUACAUGAGAUUAACAUAAAGAUUCCUUCGGAGCCAAUGGAGUUCAAGGCUUCCGGCGACAAGCCCAGACGUAUUCUCCUCAACAAUUUCGAUGCCGCGGGCGGCAACGCAUGCCUACUCCUGGAGGAGUACACGCAUACGAGCGAGAGAGGCGCAGAUGUGAGGUCGGCCCACACCAUUGUGACCUCUGCAAGAACACCAUCUUCGCACCUCCUCAACAAACAACGACUACUCAAGUGGCUUCGAUCAAAUCCCAAUACUCGCAUUGAGGACCUUGCCUACACAACUACGGCAAGAAGGAUGCACCAUCCCAUCAGAUUCGCGCUGACUGCAUCCACAACACAAGAGGCCAUUUCAAAGCUCGAGUCUGAGGUUGAACGCAGUAGCAACCCCUCUGCUUCGCGGCAUGUCCCCGUCGUCUUCGUCUUCACUGGACAAGGUUCUCACUACGCAGGCAUGGGUGCCGAGCUAUACUGCACGAAUUCUGUUUUCCGCGAGAGAGUCGAUUUGUGCGUGGCAAUCUGCGCCGGCAACAGCUUCCCCCCAUACUUGGACAUCAUCACCGAGGAGGGAAUCGAUGUGUCUACCAAGUCUGCGGCGCAAGUGCAACUCGCUGUCCUCACCUUGGAGAUAGCCCUCACCCACUUUUGGCGAUCCGCAGGAAUUGAGCCUGCGCUGGUCAUGGGCCACAGUCUGGGUGAGUACGCUGCCCUGCAUGCUGCUGGAGUCCUGUCGCUGGCAGAUGCGUUGUAUUUGGUUGGACAUCGUGCCUUGAUCCUCCAGGAGCGAUGUGAAUCCGGGUCUUGUUCCAUGCUUGCGGUGUCAACGUCAGUAGAAAAUGUGCGGGACCACCUAUCCCAAGUCCAGUCCUCUUCUUGUGGUGUGGCCUGCAUCAACAGCCCGAGUGCUACUGUUGUCAGUGGGACAGCUGAGGAUUUGGCACAAUUCCAGGAAAACAUCACGGCGCAGGACGCCAAGGUUCGCGCGAAGACAUUGUCCAUCCCAUUCGCAUUCCACUCGUUCCAGAUGGAUCCAAUCCUACAAGACUACAGCUCUAUUGCAGCAGGCGUCACGUAUUCCGCGCCGAAGAUCCCUGUGGCAUCAACUCUGCUCGGAUCUGUUGUCGAUGAACCGGGUGUCUUCGACCAGGACUACCUGGUCCAACAGACACGCCAACCGGUCAACUUUGUCGGUGGACUCAACGCCGUAAACUCCAAACUGAGUGACCCAGUCUGGCUUGAAAUUGGACCAUCUCCGGUUUGCGUAUCUCUUGUGCGCGAUACCCUCGCACCUCCGCCUUCCAAGAUCACGCAUACUCUACAGCCAAACAUCAGCAAUUGGACGUCCAUCUCCAAAUCUCUUGCGGCGGCUUACGCCAACGGUGUCGAUAUCGAUUGGAUUGCACUACAUGCUCCAUACGAGAGCAAUCUUCAAUUGUUGACGCUCCCUUCCUAUGCGUGGGAUGUAAAGGACUACUGGAUCACUCAUACCGACAGAGUCACCGAGGUUGUGCCGGAACAAUCUUCGGUCACGGAAUCUGGGCCGUUUGUCUCGACUUGCGCACAGUAUCUUGUCUCUAAGUCGUCCUCCCCGAAGACCCAGGUGGUUUUCCGGGCCUCCAUUUCUGAUCCCGGAUUUAUGGGACUCAUCGACGGUCACAAAAUGCAAGGAAUCGGGCUCUGUUCGGGAAGCGUCUUCUGCGAGGCCGCUUUUGCAGCGGCCAAGUAUGCCCUCGAGCACAGUGGCAGAAAGAACGUGGACCAGUCCUGGCUCACACUUCAUAGACCCGAGCUGCUCUUGCCCCUGACAAAGAAGCUCGCUGGCGCUGAUGGAAGUCUGAUCACCACCGCUGUGAUGGAUUCUCCGUCUGCAGACAGGGUCUCGGUUACAUUCAAGCUUACAUCAGGAGGCACAUCGCAUGAGCUCGGUUCUUCCAUCGUCAAUUUCCGUGACCCGGCUAAGACCCAGGCAGACUGGGACCGAGUAUCGUACUUCAUCCAAGCCAGGAUGGACGAGGUGAUCAAGAAUGCCAAAGAGGGUCCCGGACAUAGGAUGCAACCGGAAGUCUUCUAUGCUCUAUUCGGCAAUUCCGUCGAGUUUAGCACGGAUUUCCAGGGCGUUGACGAGGCCUACAUCGCCAAAGACUUCCAGGAGGCCGCAGCAGUGGUUACGCUCCCGCACGAUCCUGCUGGUACUCGAUUCACCUUCUCGCCAUAUUGGGGCGAGGCUUUGGUGCACCUGGCUGGCUUCAUGGUGAAUGGAAACCCGAGUAAAUCGCCCCAGAAAACAUUUAUUGUGAUGGGAUUUGAAAGCGUGGAGCUCACGGUCCCGUUAGUGCCUGGGAAGCAGUACCUAGUCUACACUCGCAUUUCUAAAUGGGUCAAGGACACGGCAUACUGUGACGCGGUGGUCUUUGAUCCGGAGACGUCGAAAAUUAUCCUCCAAUGCACCGACCUGCGAUACCAGGAGCUCCCCAGAGUCACCUGGAAGCAUGUUCUCGAGAAGUCGCAUGGGACUUCUUCGGCGCCCACCCACAGAGCACCUGUGAAAGAAACCAACAAGACUGUCGAGGUCAGUCCACAGACUUUGGACAUUGAGAAAGUGCAGCCACAAGCAACUGAGGCCCAGGAGGACGACGACGACGACGACGACGACGACGAGGACGAGUACCCCCAAGAUGAAGGGUUGAUUGAUGCUAUCUUGGACAGCAUCUCCAAGGCUACGGGCAGCGACUCUUCCGAGUUCACCGAUGACACUAUGGUAGCCGACCUUGGAGUCGAUUCCAUCAUGGCAAUUGAGGUUGUCGCCGCCGUCAAGGAAGAAUCUGGUCUCGAUCUCCCCGCGACAUUCGUUCUCGACCAUCCCACGAUUGGCGACCUCCGCCGCGCCUUUGGUGGAGCAGAUAAACCAAAGGCCCCAAAGUCCAAGGCCAUCUUAACUCCCUCCAGUUCUCAGGCCUCUAUCCCAUCAAGCCCCAGUCCCGAAUCAAUCUCCAUGUCCGAGACAGCCUCCUCCCUGGGCUCCAGUGCGGUCGAUAUCGAAAAGGAUGAUCUAAUAACACCCCCUCCAGAACGUCAGGACAACAACACUAAGCAACAGGGGAAGCCACUCAUCAACAAGGUCAUCGACACAGACACAUCCCCCGCACCCAGUGUCAGAAUAACCCUACUACAAGGCCGUCCCGGACCGAAGCGGACUCCCCUCUAUAUGAUGGCCGACGGCACCGGCACAAUCGCAACCUACAUCCACCUCCCAGCCUUCAAGUCUAAAAUGCCCAUCUACGGCAUCGACUCGCCCUUCCUGCGCUGUCCAACCCGCCUAACCAAGGAAGUCGGCAUCGAGGGUGUCGCAAAGCUCAUCGUUGAAGCCCUCGUGGCCGCCCAGCCCAAGGGCCCCAUGAUGAUCGGCGGCUUCUCCGCCGGCUCGAUGGUCGCCUUCGAAGUCAGUCGCCAGCUCGGCAGACUGGGCCGACAGGUAUCCGGUCUCGUGCUGAUCGACAUGUGCUGUCCGCGCUCGAGUCUCCUCGACGAGGAAAAGAUGGACUCCGAAGACGAUGCCAGCUUCGCCAUCUUCGAAAACGCCGUAUCCAAAGAUGGCCUCUGGAGCGUGGGAAGCACCACCCAGAACCAUUUCCGCGCGUACCAUGUCGCCAUGCACGCAUAUCACCCGCCCUACAUGACGGAACAGGAACGUCCCGCUCACACGGCCGUUAUCUGGGCCGAGAAGGGGAUGGUUAAUCGGGUCGUUGGUAACGAGAAGUUGAUGCAGAUGCUGGCGGACCAGGGUAUCCCGACGACGUCGUAUCCGGGCUAUAUGGAGGACCCGCAGUUGGGUGCGUUUGCCUGUCUUGUGCCGGACAGGGAGGAGGCGGACCUCGGGCCCAAUGGCUGGGAGAAGUAUACUGCUGGAGAGGUUUUGGCACUGUCGGUGAAUGGAGAUCAUCUUGAUCUGCCCAUGCCAGGACAUGUUCACCUACUUCAUCGGCAAAUGGAGAAGGCGUUUGCUUAUUUUCAGGGAUGA
This is a messenger RNA of Penicillium egyptiacum, 6282 nucleotides long. The record is from the annotation of a GenBank genome assembly. NCBI's taxonomy places the organism in Eukaryota, Fungi, Ascomycota, Eurotiomycetes, Eurotiales, Aspergillaceae.